AUGUUUAACAGGGCAAUCCGUAAUUUCUCCAGCUCCCCUACGGCACACAAGGUGGGAUGCUCUAUAGUUAAGCCAGUGCACCACAGGGUGAAAAUUGACAAGACCAAGUUAUCUCCUAAAUAUCCAGAGUUGAAGCUCUCUCCAAACGACAUCAGAUCUCCAAAGUUUGUUCCUCGUUACACACAUCAAGAUAGAGUCCAAGAAUAUUAUGAGAACACUUUGAAGCCUGACCUUCUUUUGAUAAACUAUGUACAUGGUCAAAAAACCGUUCCGGGAAAUAAACGAAGACAAUGGGACUUGACUUCUCCCUAUCAUAUCAAUCGUCCUCCACGAGUACCAAGAGGUGAACGUGUUCCCACUCCAGAUAUCAAACCGAGAACCUACAAGAAUAUUCCGGGUUUGACCAAGAUCACUCUUUCGUGUUUUGUGAAAGAAGCUAAAUUAAACUCCUCUCUGGCCAUCCCUGCCACACUACAACUACAGCAGAUUACUGGUGUGAAACCAACUCCAAUUUACGCCAAAACUAAUGUUCCUACGUGGAAACUUCGUCCAGGUAUGAAAAUGGGUGCUAAGGUUGCUUUGGAAGGUAGAGAAAUGUCCCAGUUUUUGUCCACCUUGACAGAGUUGGUGUUACCAAGAAUCAGAGAGUUUAAAGGCAUUUCCAAUAGAUCUGGUGACCGAUUUGGAACCAUUUCUUUUGGCUUGGAACCAGAGAGUAUUAAGUUUUUCCCUGAAAUUGAAGCCAACCAAGAUCUAUGGCCUAGAACAUUUGGAAUAGAUGUCCAAUUUCACACAUCUAGUCAGGUUGAUAUGGAUGCUAGAAUCCUUCUGUCUGGAUUGGGAAUUCCUUUCACUGGAACUGAAAGAAUCCCAAAAGAUUUACUGAACGACCAUUAG
Molecule: messenger RNA, 897 nt
Organism: Komagataella phaffii GS115
Lineage: Eukaryota; Fungi; Ascomycota; Pichiomycetes; Pichiales; Pichiaceae
Product: mitochondrial 54S ribosomal protein YmL7/YmL5
Exons: 1
Coding region: 1-897 (298 amino acids)
Biological process (GO): translation
Cellular component (GO): cytosolic large ribosomal subunit; ribosome
Molecular function (GO): structural constituent of ribosome; RNA binding
Source: RefSeq, a predicted model, not a curated record